Molecule: messenger RNA, 1236 nt
Organism: Epithele typhae
Lineage: Eukaryota; Fungi; Basidiomycota; Agaricomycetes; Polyporales; Epitheliaceae
Product: zf-PARP-domain-containing protein
Exons: 9
Coding region: 1-1236 (411 amino acids)
Molecular function (GO): zinc ion binding; DNA binding
Source: RefSeq, a predicted model, not a curated record
AUGUCCGACACCGAGGGCACCAAAAAGUCCGGCUACCGUCUUGAAUACGCCUCGAGUGGCCGCUCCAAGUGCAACGGGCCCAAGCCAUGCAAAGGCACGCCCAUUGGCAAGGGCGAGCUCCGCUUCGGCUCGUUGGUCGACUUCAGAGGCAACACCAACUUCUCAUGGCGCCACUGGGGCUGCGUCACCUCCAAAAUCAUUACCAACAUGAGGAACAGCUUCAAUGAUGCGGACGAGCUCGACGGUUUCGACGACAUCAGUGCUGACGACCAGGAGAAGAUCAAGAAGGCCUGGGAGGAAGGCCAUGUUGAUCCAGAAGAUGUCCCCGAGACUGCGAAGAAGAGUGACGGCGAAGGCGAAGAGGAUGACGAGGAAGAAGAAAAACCUAAGAAGGGCGGCCGCGGUAAGAAGAAGGAAGAGGAGGACAGUGGUCCGACCAAAGUCAAAUUGGAGUAUGCUUCCUCUAGCCGCUCCAAGUGCAAGGCUUGCGGAGAGGGCAUUGGCAAGGAUUACUUCCGUAUCGGAAAGGAAGUUCAGUUCCGCGGCAACGCGAACUUCGCAUGGGAGCACUGGGGUUGCAUCGACGCAAAGAGCGUCGAAAAGAUUAAGGCCUCUUAUGACGAUGUCUCAGCUGUUGACGGCUUUUCCGAGCUCCAAGCUGCCGAGAAGGAGAAGGUCAAGCGUGCUUGGGAAGCGGGUGAGAUUCCGGAUGAAGACAAGGGCCCCGGUGAACCUGUCGAGACCAGCAAGAAGAAGGCGGCCGCUCCUCGCAAGAAGAAAGAUGCCGAGGAAGGCGAACGGCCUAAGAGAGGCCGUAAGCCGAAGAAGGAUGAAGAUGUCAUAGACGAGGAUGAAGAUGAGGAGCCCAAGCCCAAGAAGGGUCGUGGUGUGGCGAAGAAGGACGCCCCUGCUAAGGCUAAGCCGGCGCCCAAGCGUGGUGCAGCUAAGAAGAAGAAGGACGAGGAGGAGUCUGGCGAGGACUUUGGUGACGAGCUUGCGGCCGCGGAUGAAGAGGAAGUCGACGAGGAAGACGAAGAGGAGGCCGAUGCUGGCAAGAAGCGCAAGCGUGCCCCUGCUCCGAAGGCUGGUGGCUCGAAGCCUCCGUCGAAGCGUGCUAAGCCUGCCUCGUCCGCAAAACCGGCAUCGUCGGCGAAGCCUGCCUCCAAGGCGAAGCCUGCUUCUUCCCGCGGAAGGAAGAAGGCCGCAGAGCCCAUCGAGGAGGAAGACGAAGAAUGA